GCUUCAAAUCAAUUUUAAAUAAUAGCACAAAUGAUACUAAAGGGGGUCCAUGAUAAAAUAUCCACCACUACGCUAUCGGCAACCCAUCUCCGCCGUAUUUUAGUUAGCGGUAAAGUUCAGGGCGUCUGCUACCGCAAGCACACUAAGAAAACGGCAACAAGACUAGGUAUCACGGGUUGGGUUCGCAACCAACCGGACGGCAGCGUAGAGAUCCUUGGGGAAGGCACCGUAGAGCAGCUAAACAAAUUAGAGCGGUGGUGUCAAAAGGGCUCACCUAACGCAAAGGUCGUGAAGGUCGUGUCGUUAGCUGUAAAAAGUGAAGGCGAUGUCGAAAAAGACGCAUCGGGUCGAGUACCGAUCGAAAGCGCCGAUAGCACCGUACCAAAGGAAUCAAAUUAUAGAAAAAAUGCACCGACACGCCAUUUUAUGGAGUUUAAUAUAGUUCGCUAAAUAAUCCUACAACGAAGGAACGUCUAACCCAUUGUGAGACAGCGUUCAUGAGUUGGGCAAUAGGCUUGCGAUUGUCAUAUUUUGCCCUAUCAGUGAGCGGUUGGGGAAAGGUAUGGUUCUACCCAUGUGAUUACGUGUUUCCUAUUUACGACAUGCACAUAUAUACGUGCAUAAUCUUCGAAUGACCCCUCCCCCGAAGUCAUGAGGUAUGCCGAACAACUUGGAUCGUUGCUAUGGCUCUUUUUGUACCUCAAUCGAACAAUGUCCAAAAUGAAACAGGUAGGUAUCUGUGUCGUUCUUUUGGAUGCCGUUUUUAUUUGCUUUUACAAAAGAUGAUGUAUUUUUGCGUUGAAUUCAAACCUGGUGAUAGUGACAAUGGCCACGCAGGCAUCUUGUUAUCCUCUGCUUUAUCAUUGAUUUCAUAAAUAGUAACUGUAGGGAUUAUCAUUUUAUCCCUUUGCUUAGUCAAAUGAGCGUCUGAAUUAUUUGCAUUUGAUAUCCUACUUUACCAUAUUAAUAUAGGAAAUAGUCAAAAAAAGGCAUCACGUCACUACUGCCAAACGAAGUGUUGUAGGCGAAUCCUUCGGCGCAUUCAUUAGAAAAUAAAAAUAGAGAUUUGU
Molecule: messenger RNA, 1070 nt
Organism: Phytomonas sp. Hart1
Lineage: Eukaryota; Euglenozoa; Kinetoplastea; Trypanosomatida; Trypanosomatidae
Source: the annotation of a GenBank genome assembly